AUGCCAUCAGCAGCAAAGCACAGGGAAAACCAGGCAGUGAACUGUGCUUCCCACCCUUAGGCUGUGAGGCACAAGCCCCAGCAAUGGAAGGAUUAAAAAUCCUCUCAAUUUGAAAAGACAGGGGGAGGGGAGGGGAAUGUGGGCUGCACAAUUUAUAAAUAGACAUUACCAGAGGCUGCCUGAUGGUGAAGUGGUUGUUUAGUAAAUCUUUCUUCUUUAAGGACUGCAUUAUCAGAGACCAUUUGAAAACACCGGUUUCCUUUUGUCUUUUGGGGGAUAUCCUGGGUUUCAUCAAGUCAGCCCUGUUGGGUAAUAUUUCUCUCUGCCAAAUUUAGGGACAGGGCGUCGAUAUUUUGAAUCACCUUUACAUGGAGCACAAAGAUGAUGAUGAUGAUGAUGUGUGUUUUGCCAAAUGGAUGAGCAGCUUCUGGGGUCACAGCUGGAUAGAGGAGGAUGAGAGAGGACUCCGGGACCGCCAUGGAUCACAAGAUGCCAUUAGCAGGAAAACCUCCCUGCCCUGCCCAGAGAAAAGUCCCACCAAUCAAGGAGAUAAAAUUUCAGUUCAACAUCAGAUUUGUAUGUUUCCUGUGCUUCCCAGGCUCAUGUCAUCUGAUAGCCACCCUAGAAGACAUUCAUAUGAGGACCAGGGAUUUCGAAGCUGUACUCACAUGCGGGAUUACAGAAAACGCUCAGGGGAUGGGUCAUUCAAGGAGCCACUGGAAUCAAAAGAAAGAUCUCAUUCCAAAAUUCAGGCAUUUUCAGAGUCCUUUGAACAGCAGCUGUGCUUUAGAACCAAGCGCUCUGUCUCUUUGGGACCUGAGAGCAGAAAGGAGAGAAAUGAGAAAGAAUGCUGGAGGCUGGAGAUGAGGUCUCACAAGAAAGUAGAGGAAAGGAGGAGCUCUAGGAAGGAAGAGCUUGGAGAAGCAUAUAUACCUGCCCUGCCUGAAAAAUGGCCCAAAUAAUGCUUUGUUUCCGCACCACAACUACAGAUGCUAUCGUGUUUUCUGAGCCCCAAUUCACCAGGCUCAGGAGAGGGAGCUAUAAAAGUGUGUCGCAGAUGCUGAGUGACUCAGGGGGUGGUAGGUCCAGCUGCUCCCCAAGACAGCUGGCGUCAUUCUCCAACUGCUUUUGAGAGUAUGAUCUGCUGUUGCCCUUUUAUGGGAAUAAAAAGAAGAAAAGGUAUUUUGAUUGAGUAAAGUAAUUCUUGAAAAUGUAAAGAAAGAUAUUUCAAGAGCCACCCACACGUCUUCACCAACCCUUCUUCCACGUCAGCCUUGCAAAUAAUUUUAAAUAAAAGUCAUUGGUGUGA
Messenger RNA from Sus scrofa (pig), 1309 nucleotides. It is a transcript of the gene LNP1, whose product is annotated as leukemia NUP98 fusion partner 1. Lineage: Eukaryota; Metazoa; Chordata; Mammalia; Artiodactyla; Suidae. The record is from RefSeq and is a predicted model, not a curated record.